AUGGAAGAUUAUAUGUUUUGGUAUGCACAUGGGGAAUUAUAUCCAACACAAGAAAUUGGUCAAUGUUCAAUCUCUGAACCGGCUCAAGACAAUGAUGAAGGUGUGGGUGAUAAUCGUAGAUACGAGCAGAUGAUUAUCGAAAGCAUGCAUCAACCUGAGGCUCCUUACUAUCAACAGGCUCCUUAUUGUCAACAAGCAAAACAAAACCCAAAUCAAUCAGCCCAAACUUUCUAUAAAAUGUUGAACCAAGUUAGCGAGCCUUUAUGGGACGGGUCCAAAAAAGCUUCCACACUCUCCACCACCACCAGAUUGUUGAACUGGAAAUCGGAGUGCAAUGUAUCAGACUCUUCAUUUGAUAGAUUAAUUCCUAUAAUCAAAGACAAUCUACCUAUAGAAAAGCUUCUCAUAUGCAAACUGACCCAACAUAAGGCCCGCUUGCAACCGGAUCUAUCCCGACUGGACCCGGCGUCUGAUUCUCAACGACCAAACCCGCAAUCAUCGUAA
Lactuca saligna is the source of this 504-nucleotide messenger RNA. NCBI's taxonomy places the organism in Eukaryota, Viridiplantae, Streptophyta, Magnoliopsida, Asterales, Asteraceae. The record is from the annotation of a GenBank genome assembly.